UUACAUCAAGCUCUUCCUAUAAUUUUUGUUUAAACAGUCCAAAAAACACUAAGCAUAAUUGUGAAAGAAUGGAUUGCUGGUCUGCUGAAAAUGCUACCAAUGCUUUUCUCACAACUCUCAAAAUGGGUGAAAGAGGAAAAGCACCUGAUGUAACGGAGUUUAUAUCAGCUAUGGCGGGUGGAAAUAAUUCACAACUCAUGGUGAUGGCAUGUACCGGCCACCCUGGAUCUGCGCUACUAGGGUUAGGGUUAGUAGCAGCGGCUCAUCAAACGGGUGGCCGAGUAGUGUGUAUAUUACGUAGCGAGGAAGAAAUGCAUGCAAUUAAAGAAACAUUAAUAUUGGGAGACUAUGCAAAAAUUGUUGAAUUUGUGAUUGGUGAUGAUGUUAAAACAUUAUUGGCAAGUAACUAUGAAGGAGCUGAUUUUGUACUUAUUGAUUGCAAAUUGGAGGAUUUUCAACAAGUGUUUGAAGCAGCACAACAAGGUGUUAAUGUUAAAAGUGCAUUUAUUGUAGGGUACAAUGCCCUACAAGAAGGACCUAAGUUAAGUUUUGAUCACAAAGGUUAUUUUCUACCAAUUGGAGAAGGGUUAUUAGUUAGUAAAAUUAGGGUUUCACAAGGUAAAAAUAUUGGUGGUGGAAGGAGGAGUCAUUGGGUUGUUGAAGUUGAUGAAUGCACUGGGGAAGAACAUCUUUACAGGGUCAGCACUUCUCCAAAUACAAAUUAAAGUGGUGUCCGAGUCAGUUAAUGUCGUUCACACUUCGACUAUAUAUCUCACGAGAUAUUUUUGCAUUAGGUGGAAUUUAUAUGUACCUUUUACAUCCCACUUUGUUGACUACUAGUAAUUGUUGUAAAUAUACAUCCAAUUUCCAAUUUUUCAGAGUAGUCUAGACUUUGUAAAUUAUUAAGAAGAAGUAGGGAAAAUGGUAAUUAUAGUGUCUAUAUUUGUUUACUAGUACGUAGCUUUGCCAGGAUCUGUUAAAAUCUUGAUCUCCUCCUCGGGGCGAACCU
This is a messenger RNA of Solanum tuberosum (potato), 1009 nucleotides long. RefSeq lists its product as uncharacterized. Lineage: Eukaryota; Viridiplantae; Streptophyta; Magnoliopsida; Solanales; Solanaceae. The record is from RefSeq and is a predicted model, not a curated record. The coding region runs from base 69 to 725 and encodes 218 amino acids. The transcript is spliced from 2 exons.